This is a messenger RNA of Cinclus cinclus, 997 nucleotides long. RefSeq lists its product as uncharacterized. The coding region runs from base 164 to 997 and encodes 277 amino acids. Lineage: Eukaryota; Metazoa; Chordata; Aves; Passeriformes; Cinclidae. The record is from RefSeq and is a predicted model, not a curated record. The transcript is spliced from 3 exons. Gene Ontology annotation, molecular function: peptide antigen binding.
CCAGGCGGGUGAGAAAUCUCAGCGGGGAAGAAGCCCCUGAGCUCGCAAAUGCCCAGCACGGGGUGUGCAGCAGAGCUGGCGAUUGCAGCCGGGGAGGUGAGGACUGCAGUGCGAGCUGAGCGGGAACAGCCCCUUGCCAUGGCUGAGGCCCCAGAGGCACGGAAUGCUCCGAAUGCCAGCGGCUGAGCGAGCCACGGGGGCUGCUGCUGGACGAGCGAGAAAGCCAGCAGGAGCAUUUCAGGCACGGCAAGGACAGCCCAUCGCUCUGCCCGCUCCCGCUGCUGCUUCCUUCGCUCCCGCCCACAGUCGAUUCCGGCAGCUCUCUUAUCUCGGGGCUGCCACGUCCUCUCCGACUCUUCCUCACUCAGCGAACACGCAGCUUGCUCUCGCCAUGCACCUCGCACAUCUCAUCCUCAGCGUCUUCCUGGCACAGCUCCUGGGCACCAUGGGGCAGAUCACGGUCACCCAGGAAGAUGGACAAGUCAUGGUGAAACAUGGACACACAUUCCACACCACCUGCAAAUACCAGAGCAGUAAUUUUGACGGACUAUUCUGGUACCAGCUGCGGAAAGGCCAAGCCCCCCAGCUGCUCUCCUAUCAAGCAGGGACUGGCCCCAGGCACAUCGGUCGUAUCAGCACGCACCUGAACACCACGGGGAAAUACAGUGUCCUGAAGGUGGAGGAAGUGGAGGGCUCUGACAGUGCCCUGUACCUCUGUGCUGUGCAAGACACCCUGGUGCAGGGAGCUUCCUCGGCUGUGCAACAACCCAGGGGAGGGAGGGAGGGGAGCAGCCCCGUUUGCAUGGACACACGUGAAGCACAAAUUGGUGGAUGGCUCCACACUGCUGUGCACGAGCCUGUGUCAGUCCGUGUGUGUCCCUCAUCAGGAGGGAAUUCCCUGCCGAUGCCAGGGACACCGAGCACUGCUCUGGCCCUGCACAGCACAGAGCAGCAGCUUGCCAGGCUCAGAAGGAGCCCGAGUGCAGCUGAGCGCUGA